Molecule: messenger RNA, 5336 nt
Organism: Pieris brassicae (large cabbage white)
Lineage: Eukaryota; Metazoa; Arthropoda; Insecta; Lepidoptera; Pieridae
Product: exportin-4-like
Exons: 15
Coding region: 244-3531 (1095 amino acids)
Biological process (GO): protein export from nucleus
Cellular component (GO): nuclear pore; cytoplasm
Molecular function (GO): nuclear export signal receptor activity; small GTPase binding
Source: RefSeq, a predicted model, not a curated record
UUGAAAGCCGCAACUCGCAACUGCGAAAGUGCGAAAAUAAUAGAAAUUAUUUGAUACAUUUGUUAAAUAUAUAUAUAUAUAUUAUAUUUUGCAGAAUAAAAUUUAACGAGUGAUAUUUUCACAUAUUGGGUUGUUCAUCUUUUAUGGUGUAAAUCGCAUAAUAUCGUCUGUAAAUUUUGAUAAUGCAUUCAUAGUAUAUUCCUACAGUUUCAUAACAUUUGUAUUUUCUAAAUUGUAAACAUAAUGGAUAAUUCGGUUAUUCAGACAUUAGAAGCAGCUGCUCAAAUGCUUAUGGCACCACCUAAUUUGGUUACAUCUAUGCAAAGACAUCAAGCUGAAAGUGUAUUUCUGGAAUUUAGAAAUUCAAAAAAUCCAUAUCAAUUGUGCCGUGAGAUUUUAGAAAAAUCUUCAUCUGAUUAUGUUUUGUUUGAAGCAGCUGGUUUAUUAAAAACUGCUCUCAUCAGAGAAUGGAAUUUACUAACUGAUAAUGAUAUCUCAUCUCUCCGAGAAUAUUUAGUCAAUUACCUUCUUAGAAAGGAAACACCAUCUUUUCUGAAAGAUAAAUUGCUUCAGACAAUCGCAGUGAUAAUAAAGAGAGGAAGUAUAAAUGAUUCUGGAAGAGACAGAAAAGCUUUGUUAGAUGAAUUAGAGAAAAUUAUUUUAGGCUCUCCUAUUGGUCAACAGAAGUUAGCCUGUGCUAUGAUUCAGGCUAUAAUGCAAGAAUACGCCAUCACAGUAAAAUCUGCUGAUGUUGGUAUAACAUGGGAAGUUCACUAUUGGCUUAAGAAAUCCUUUGAGGCUACAGAUUUAAAGCGGAUAUUUAGAUUUACUGUUAGUGUCUUGGAACAAAUUGUCCGCUCUGGAGUUCGCCCUGAAGGCGAUCAGGCAUUAUUGACGAAACAACUUCUAACUAUAGUUGAAACGAUCCUGUGUUGGUUUCAUGUUUCACCAUUGCUUUCUAAAAGGCUGAUAGGUGAUUUUGAAUCCUUAUAUCAAAGUGAUGGGGCACCAGCCUUACGUUUGAAUCUUCGUUGGAAGGAUACUAUAUUGAAACCAGAAUUGAUAGCUUUGUUCUUUGAGAUCCAUGUGCAUGUACGGAUGGAUCCAGAGUUGGCUAAUCCAUCACUAACCUGUCUCGUGCAAUUGGCUCGUUUAAGUGGCAUUAUAUUAUCAGGGAAUAAUCUGAAAGAGCAAUAUUAUGACAACUAUGUGAAUAAUUUUAUGAGGAUGCUCUCAUUGAUACAACCAUUUGAUAGGGAAAUGCUUGGGAUAUCUGAUAUCUAUUGCAGAUUGGUUCAAUUUUUUACUCCGCCUAUGAUAGCAGCAUCCCCACCGGCAUUUUUGCAAUAUUUAACAACAUACACUUGCCAUUGUAUAAGAGGUUCUAUCAUCGAGGAAGGGAUUAACGACGACACAGUUUGGAGAGAGGCAUUAAAUAAAUUCCUACACACAUGGAGUUCUCUUACCCACGAAACAGAUGGGUUUUCGAACGAGGCCUUUAUGGGACCUUGUAUAGAGAUCUUUAAUACAUAUUUACAAUGCCGAUUAGCUCCGCCUGAUGGAACUAGAGGUACAGAAAGCAGUGACGGUUGUAACGAAGAUAUAAAUGAUGAUAUACACGAAGACGAGAGACAAUUACAUAGUAAUGUGCUGAUGACGAUUGGGGCGAUAGCUAGGAAGGCGCCUGCGCAUUGUUGCCAUGUUUUGUUUACACUGUUAACUGAAAGAAGUAAGAGACUCGAAUCACAGUUGCAAUUAAUGCACAUGGGCAAAUUGUCUGUGGGCGGAGGGGAGCAACUCAUCACCCUGUUUGAGGAUCUGCAUUGGAUAUUAAUGAUUACAGGUCACUUCAUAGCAGUGGAUUGUGUGGAGGGCGAAACAGUUAUGAUACCAACAGAGAUAGUGCAAUACAGUAUGUCUGAGAACGCGAAUGUCGAUGCCUCACUUCGCUACUUGGUCGGCGAAAGCUCCAGUACUGACAAUGUCGAUCCUAUACUUAAAAUAAUGGGUGAGAUACUCCGUAUAAGUAUGUACGAAUACGCGGCCUUAGAAGCUGGGCUAGGGUCCGUCUUCAGCCCUGAAUUAUCUGCCACAAUUUCAUGGUUGCUCAAGAUAUGGGCCAAUUCAUACUUGAUGCAACAGUCUUCGCAAUAUUCUGAGGUGCUAGAAAGCGCUUUUGGGACUGGUUCUCAAGGUUCUGUGUGGUCAAUAAGUAGAAUAACGCGACGAGCAGCGGCCGUUCUACGACAUCUCUCAUCUCAGCCUGUUGCUGCAACACACGCUACACAAUUACUGGCCACUCUUGCGCACAAUCAUCGCAAGGAAAGUCCUUUAGCCAGUUGCGAGGAGUUCCUGUCGUUAGUGGCGUGGGAGGCCGCGGGUAACAAUCUUCCCGGUCACGUUAGGCGGGAGCUACAUAGAGCCUUCGCCAUUGCUGCUACAUAUUCUGAAGGUGAAGCUCGUUCCCGCCUUUUGACAAGUACCGUGGCUCUGACUGAGAAAUUACAAAAUAUACUAAAUAUGGACUCUGAUACUGAACCGGUUCGGAAUAUGCUCGCUGAUACGCUUGAUUGCUUUAUUGGGGUUACCGAGGGAGUCCACGAAGUAGGAUCUGUGGAUGAGCAGUUUAUGAUGCUGCUCGGUGCUUUAGAUAAGGUCCCUGCAAUAGUGUUCAAGUACCACAAUUACCCGGGCGUGGUGUUGCCAGCUAUAAACCUCCUCGCUAGGAGCGCAAAGAGAAUGCUGCAUUCCGUACAAAAACAGAAUGUUAACAGGUUCUUAGAAGUAUGCAACACGACAUUUGAAGUAUAUAUGAGCUGGAAUUCUGGCAAAAUCACCAGCAUCCCUCAAGACGCUGAAGAAGAGGCUUAUGAGGACAUAUGCGCGAUAAUGGAAGUAGUUGGGGCAAUAGCCCGUAGUGGUGAAGGAAAUGUAGGGCCAACUUGCGCAAGGGGUUUACGGUUAUUAUUACCUCUGGUCACACCGCCACUCUUGUCCUUACCGACGUUGGCCUUACACGCGUACCGGAUGAUACGCGAUUUGGAGAAUCACGAUCAGCUCACCAAUCUUCCGGUGGAAGAUUUCGCGAUGGUAGUGUCCGCUCUAAGGGUGGGUCUGACCGCUGUAUCGUGCGAUGUGUCGACACUUUGCUGCGACACCAUCACUGGUAUCGCCAACAAAGUCCGCACACUUGGCUCCGACAACCCCUACGCUAUGUCUCUCCUUUCGUUGGCGGAGCUUCUGCUAAUGUUGAUAAUAAAGAUGGAAAUUCCACCAGAUUCCAUUCCAGCGGCCGGGGCAGCCAUUUAUGCCUUGACGUGUGUGAAACCGGCUCUGCUGGAAGGUUUAGCUCGGCAGCUAAUCGAUGCCUUCGCGGCCAACGACCCCGCAAAUGUUCCGCGGUUAGAAGAGGCCUUCACGGUUUUGACGAAUGGAGUUCUGUUUGACGGUUUACGAACCCAUAAAAUUCGGUUUCAGGACAAUUUUGAUAAGUUCCUAACUAGUGUACGCGGUUUUCUUAUUGUUAAAUAGUUUGUCAAUUUUAUAUACAGAGUGUGUUUCGAUUCAAAAAAUGGUUUUGACAACGGUUGACAGUUAUAAGUGGAAAUUAGUCAACAAUAUUGUCUCGCUUAUUCGUUUUGGAUAGUAUUUAGGUUAGUUAGUUUAUAGGUGAAAGCUUUUGCAGUAUUUAUUGUACUUAUAAAAGUGAUUUAGCGGUUGAAUUGAAUCAGUCUUUGAGUAGUGUUUAGUAAAACAACGUUCUUAAUGUUUUAUCAAAACACAAUUUGUGAAAGAGAAGUUGAAUAUAUUGAGACUGAUUUACUUUAUUUGAACAAGAAGAUUAAAAAGUUCGGUCUUUGUGCAUAGAUAAAAUAUAACUUUUAACUUUAUAGUUGAUUGACAGCUGACAUAUGUAAGUGUGACGUUUAGUCCUUCCUAAGGGCUGUGUUUUAGUAUAGUCUACAGAUUAUGAAUUGUGAAUUUCACGUCGUAAUGUUAGAUUAAGGCUUUAGCUAUUAUUACUUGAGAAUUUUCCUCCUCUUUAAAUACGCAAAACAUUACUACUUUUAUCUUAAAAAAGGUUUUAUUCGAGACGGUUAAGUUGGCAAAGAGUAAGAAAUUUCGUACCAACGGGUAUAGUUUCUUUUUUGUUGGCCUAAACAGGGUUUCCGAGGAAAUCUGUAUGUCUAAUUAAUCAACGAAUUAAGGAAAGUGGGUAUAAAGGUUGUGAGUAGUGGGAUAUACAAAUCUAGAAUGGCUUAGGGCGGAUAGAUAACGGCUAGAUCUUUAGUAGUCAAUUCUAGUACUUAAUUAUUGACUUUUCUACGUUUAGAGUGUUUAACGUAUUGUGGAUAAUUUAUAUUAAAACUAUUUCACUUAUAUUAGGUAUGACUUGUCGUAAAAAAAAGAUGAUAUUUUUAAAUUACGAUUUAGGGUUGGAAAAGGUGCCCUAUAUUACGAAACACAAUAUUGCUUUUUUAAACUAAAAUCACAUGAAUCGAACAUAAUAUUUACGUCUGUCUUGCUUAUGAUUAAGAAUGUCAGUUAAAUAAAUUGCUAGAUAAUUAAUAACAAAGUAAUUAAGUUCCUUUUAAUAUAUAUUGAUUUUUAUACAGCAUAUCGGUUUUAGAUUUAGUAAUGUGUUAACUAGAAAAAAUAAUUUUAUUAGAUGUCUAGCUAUUAAUUAUUUGAAAUUUAAAUAGAUAAUUGCAAAACCAUUUUGUGGGAUAAUUUUUACUAUUUUAUUAUAGUUAUGUUAUUUUAUAAAUAUAGAUAGAAUACAAGUAACAAUAGUAUAGAGAGUUUACAAAAUCUUUUGAAGAUAAAACAAUGUUGCCAUAGAAUAAAAAUAUUACUUUUAAACAAAAUAUGUGUGCGAUUUUUUAUUGUGAAGAAUUUCUACUUGAGGUGUUAGACAAAGAUACUUUGCGCUAAGCAAACAACACUGCAAGCGUCGAAAUAUUUUUUUUUUUAUGUUGAACGAAGUUGUUUACGUAUAGCAUUGUUAUUGAAUUACUAAUGUAAUAAAAGUAAGGCACAUUGUAAGUUUAUUCAUGAUUUUAAAGUAGAUAAGAUUUUAUUGUAUGCUCUGAGAGCAUAGUUAAUUCACUAAUUAACCAUUUUCUAGAUUCAAUGUGAUAGUUUGGGAUGCUUUAUAUAUUAAUUGUCUCAGCUGAUGUCAUUACGAAACAUUUUGAGUAACCUAACCUAACAUAUAUGGUAAUAUCCCUUAAGUGUAUUUGCCUUAAUGAAUUCCUAUUAAGAAGAUUUUAUAUGAAAUACAAUUUUUGGUUAAGACUUAUUUUAUAUCGUUUAUUUCUUUAUAAGUUUAAGCU